This is a messenger RNA of Gavialis gangeticus (Gharial), 711 nucleotides long. RefSeq names its product coiled-coil domain containing 24 (gene CCDC24). The record is from RefSeq and is a predicted model, not a curated record. The transcript is spliced from 8 exons. Bases 1 to 711 code for a protein of 236 amino acids. NCBI's taxonomy places the organism in Eukaryota, Metazoa, Chordata, Crocodylia, Gavialidae.
AUGGAAAGCUGCGGCCUGCCUGCCCCCAUCCAGCCAGGCCAGGACGCCCUGCUCACUGCCUCCGCACGACGCGCCCGGAUGCCCUGGCCCCCUCCUGCCGUCUUCCUCUGCUUCGGUGCCCGGUGCUCGGAGCUGGGCCUGGCCAGGCCUCCCAUGCCCCCUAGCCUGGGCUGCGCCUCAGGACUUGGGGGGUUCCCCCUUGCUCAGCAGCGCUGGGUGCCGGCUGGGAUGGGCAUGGGCACGGGGCUGUGCCCAUGCUCCAGCUCGCACCCACCCUGCAGGGUCCUGGCUGUGGGCCCGGGCCCCAGCCUGGCCCAGCGCCUGGAGCCCCUCCGGGACCAUCUGAGCAUCGCGCGCCUGCCCGAAGUGCUGCCCCAGCUCCGGGCCCUGCUGGCGGAGGAGCACCGCGCCCUGGAGGAACUGGUCACCCACCUCCAGCGCUGCCUGGAGGAUGAGCACCGUGCUGCCACAGGGAGCCCGGAGCCAGAGCCGGAGCCCACAAUGGCGGAGCUGCAGGAGCAGCGCAGAGCCAUGGAGCGGGACCUGCAGCAGGGCCGGCCCGAGCCCGCACCCAGCCACAGCCACAGCCACGCCCGGGGGGCAAAGCCCAGCAUGACCCCGGCCCCCCCAUCACCACCCAGCUGCCCCCCAAGCCCGAGGAGCCCAAUGCCGUACAGAGGAGCUCUCCUGGGGGCCCAGGCCAGCCGGUAG